AUGGAGAAAUUGACUGUCUCAUCGUUAACCUUCAAUUGCUGGCUCCUGUUCUUCUUGGCCACGGCUGCUCAUGGCACUGCUGACUUGACCUUGCUUAGAGUGCAGGAAAACCUGUCCAACAAUACCCUUGUUGGUACGUUCAGUACCAACCCAGUUAAUAUAUACUGGACUGCGGCUGACAAAAAUUUGAUUGAGAAAAUGUUCAAGAUUAACACGACUGCUGGCACCGUUCGAACCAGGGUCCCCCUCGACAGAGAAGAACACAGUUCAUAUGAGUUUACUGUCUUAGCAAUGACCAAACAGUUUACAGUAAAGAUUGAAGUUUUAGAUGUAAAUGAUAAUGACCCUGUGUUUCAUCCAAAUUUCUUGUCAAAACGUCUCUCCGAGACAGCCUCUGAUAUGAAGAUACCCUUAGGAAGCGUGUCUGACAGUGACAUCGGGAAGAAUAGUAUAAGUGGCUGUGAAAUUGUCUCUGGUAAUACAGAUAAUGUUUUUAGACUCAUAACCAAAGUCACAAACCAAAGACUUUUGCUUGAUCUGGCUGUAAAUCGAAAACUAGAUUAUGAACGUACACCAUUCUAUAGUUUGGUUCUUAGAGCGUUUGACGGCGGUGAUAAGCCACGCUCUUCUUAUUUGACAUUGAAUAUUAGUAUAAUUGACAGCAAUGACAAUUAUCCAAUGUUCCCUAUGAGUCUAUACAAUGCAACAGUAAUGGAAAAUGCCACUGUUAGAACAAGCAUCCUUCGUGUGUCGGCUACAGACUCUGAUUCCGGAGAGAAUGGCAAGAUCCGUUUUUCAAUUGACCACAAAUCUGACUUGGAGGAGCACUUUGCCAUUCACCCAGUCACCGGUGUUAUAAGCUUACAAAAGCCUGUGGACUAUGAAAGCAGGAAAGUCUAUGACUUGAUUGUUAUAGCUACAGAUAACGGCUCCGAACCUCUAGCAUCUCAGGCCGCUGUCUCUAUAUCGGUUUUGAAUAUUAACGAGCACCCACCUGAUAUUCAUUUAACCUUUCUUACCGGCAAUGAGACAGUUGGCCGGAUCUCGGAAGGAGCCAAACCAGGGGACUACGUAGCCCGAAUAUCUGUCAGUGAUCCAGAUGCUGCCCUCCAAGCCGACGGCAACGUCAAUAUAAACAUUUCUCUCAUUGGAGGAGAUGGUCGUUUCAAUCUGACGACCAAAGACAGCAUUGUGUACUUGGUAUUAGUUCAGAUGCCACUGGACCGUGAGCUUAAACCAUUUUACAACCUGACUGUGAUCGCAAGAGACUCGGGUUCUCCCCCUUUAGAAAGUCGUCUGUCGUUUCUUUUAAGAGUUGACGAUAUAAAUGACAACAAACCAAAUUUCACUCGAGCCGUUUAUCAUGCAGAAGUACAGGAAUCGGUGCAGAAAGGAGUGUCCGUGAUCCAGGUUCAUGCAGAAGACAAAGACGAAGGCAACAAUUCCACUAUUACAUAUUCAAUCCUGCAUACACCGGAGACUAAUUCCAAUUGGUUCACAAUAAAUUCUCGCAAUGGACUCAUCACCACCAAUGCCAAAGUUGACUGCGAGACAAAUUCGCAGCCUCGGAUUACCGUCCAAGCUGUUGAUGGCGGCAUUCCUCCAAUGUCUGCCACGGCAUUAGUGAUUGUUACCAUUCGUGAUAUCAAUGACAACCAACCCAGUUUCACACAUAGUUAUUACAAUGUCUCAAUCCCAGAAAAUUCAACCGUCAACACCUGCAUUCUUACGUUCCAGUAA
Molecule: messenger RNA, 1740 nt
Organism: Acanthosepion pharaonis
Lineage: Eukaryota; Metazoa; Mollusca; Cephalopoda; Sepiida; Sepiidae
Source: the annotation of a GenBank genome assembly